GACAUGGACAUAUCUUGCUGUCUAACUGGCUGGUAAAUCUAACGGGAGAAAUAGAAAUACACUAUACAAAGAUUCCUGGAGCCUGAUUAACACCAAACAAAUAUAAAUAAAUAAGAGAUUUCAACAAGUAAACCAAAUGGGUGAAGAAACCUUGAGGAAAAGAAGAGGAGAGGACAACAGAAAAGAAGAUGGACAGUCCAUUCAGAGUCAUGAACCCCAAACGAUGAACCUACAAAAACAGGUGGGCCUCAUCAGUGGAAUCUGUAUGAUUGUUGGUACAAUUAUUGGCUCGGGUAUCUUUGUUUCUCCAAAAUCAGUACUUGCCAACGUUGGAGCUGUGGGUCCUUGUUUAACCAUCUGGGCAGCCUGUGGAAUUCUCGCAACAUUAGGUGCACUUUGUUUUGCUGAGCUUGGUACAAUGAUCACAAAAUCCGGGGGAGAAUAUCCUUACCUUAUGGAGGCAUUUGGCCCGAUUCCAGCAUUUUUAUUUUCAUGGACAAGCUUACUUGUCACAAAACCCAGUUCAUUUGCAAUCAUUUGCCUCAGCUUUGCAGAAUACGCAUCAGCUCCUUUUUAUCCGGGUUGCGAUCCACCCCCAGUUGUCAUCAAGUGUCUUGCAGCAGCUGCCAUUGUGGUAAUUACAAUAGUGAAUUCACUGAGUGUGAAGCUGGGAAGUUAUCUCCAGAAUUUUCUCACAGCUGCUAAAAUGAUCAUUGUCACAAUCAUUAUUGUAAGUGGAAUUGUUCUCCUUGCACAAGGAAAAACUGAAAACUUCAAAGAUUCUUUCAAGGACAGUAAAGUUUCUGUUAGCUCUAUCAGUCUGGCAUUUUAUAAUGGACUCUGGGCGUAUGAUGGAUGGAAUCAACUCAAUUACAUCACAGAAGAACUUAAAAAUCCUUACAGAAAUCUACCGCUAUCUAUAAUUAUUGGAAUCCCCUUGGUUACAGUUUGUUACGUUCUGAUAAACAUUUCAUAUUUCACCGUAAUGACUUCAACAGAACUCCUGCAGUCCCAGGCAGUUGCUGUGACAUUUGGAGAUAGAGUCCUUUAUCCAGCCUCUUGGAUAGUUCCUCUCUUUGUGGCCUUUUCUACAAUUGGAUCUGCCAAUGGGACCUGUUUUACUGCAGGCAGACUUGUUUAUGUUGCAGGUCGUGAAGGGCACAUGCUAAAGGUGCUAUCUUACAUUAGUGUUAAGCGUUUAACACCAGCACCUGCCAUCAUAUUUUACGGGGCCAUUGCUAUUAUUUAUAUUAUCCCUGGUGACAUUGACACACUCAUAAAUUAUUUUAGUUUCGCAGUCUGGAUAUUUUAUGGUUUAACUGUACUGGCACUCAUUGUUAUGAGGUUUACAAGAAAGGAACUCAAGAGACCAAUCAGGAUACCCAUCAUCAUUCCAGUCAUAGUGACAUUAGUCUCCAUUUUACUGGUAUUGGCACCAAUCAUCAGUGCACCUGAAUUAGCCUAUUUGUACUGUGUUUUAUUUAUACUCAGUGGACUUAUAGUUUAUGUACUUUUUGUUCAUUUUAAAUUCAACUGGCCCCAAAAAAUAUCAAAGCCCAUCACUAUGCACCUUCAGAUGCUUUUGGAAGUUGUUCCAGCAGAGGAAGUUACUGAAUAAAGUAUUUUGUAUGUA
This is a messenger RNA of Balearica regulorum gibbericeps (East African grey crowned-crane), 1633 nucleotides long. RefSeq names its product solute carrier family 7 member 9 (gene SLC7A9). Gene Ontology annotation, biological process: L-cystine transport; amino acid transmembrane transport. Gene Ontology annotation, cellular component: membrane. The record is from RefSeq and is a predicted model, not a curated record. NCBI's taxonomy places the organism in Eukaryota, Metazoa, Chordata, Aves, Gruiformes, Gruidae. Gene Ontology annotation, molecular function: L-cystine transmembrane transporter activity; neutral L-amino acid transmembrane transporter activity.